AUGCGGUCUCGAAAAUUCAGAAAAAAAGUAAAUGAAAUGCUGCAAGAAAUUGAUGUAUCUAUUAAUAAUUAUUUAUUACAGUUUAGUAAUUUACUGGGAACAGUUUAUAGACAAGGAGAUUUAAAAUUCACUCCAGAUGGAUAUUCUGUAAUUAGUCCUGUGGGUAACAGAAUUACUAUUUUUGAUUUGAAAAAUAACAAGUCAUCAACACUUGCAAUUGAAAGCCGAUUUAAUUAUGUCUCAUUGGAUUUAUCCCCUAACGGCAAUGCCCUAGUUGCAGUUAAUGAAGAUGGUGAGGCUUAUUUUAUUAGUUUAAUAUCAAGGACUGUCGUGCACAAGUAUCAUUUCAAAAGACCAGUACCAGCGAUUAAAUUUAGCCCUGAUGGCAAACAUUUUGCAGCUUGUAAAGAAAACAAUGUGUUUAUAUUCAAAGCUCCAGGGCCAUACAGUGGAGAAGUCAAUGCAUUUGCAAUGGAAAGAGUUUUUCAUGGUUCAUUUGAUGCAACGACAUGCAUUGAAUGGGCUCAAAACUCUGAAAUAUUGGCUGUCGGCUCAAAAGACAUGUCUACUAGAAUAUAUAGUUUGAAAAAAUACAAAAACUUUAGGCCAUUUUCAUUGGGUUCUCACACCGACAUCAUUGUUGCAUGCUUUUUUGAAGAGAACAGCCUAGAUCUUAUCACCAUAUCACGCAAUGGACAAGUGUGUAUGUGGGAUUGCAAUAUCAAACUUACGUCUUUAGUUCCUUUUGAGGAAGAUGCAUCAAUAAAAAAAGCUAGAGUUGAUGAAGAAGAUGUAGAAGAUGAUGGUCCCGAAGAAUCAAUUGAGAAAUCUCAAUCUAAAGAAUCAAAUAACAUGAAUAAUCAAGAGAAAAUUACUGAAUUCGUAGAAGAUGAGACUGUUCAAGAAAGGGAUGAUCAAGGAAAGAUUAUAUUGAAAACAGAUGAUCAGAAGCAUAGUUUCUUUUAUCGAAGACAUUCCAGACAUUAUUUAGCUGAUGAAGUAAGAAAGGAGGAUAAAAAUGCUGUAUUAACAGCUGCAACAUACCAUAAAAAGACAAAGAUUUUAGUUACAGGUUUCUCCAAUGGGUCAUUUUUCUUACAUGAGAUGCCUGAAGUCAACAUGAUCCACUCGCUUAGCAUAUCACAACAAAAUAUUACAGCAUUGAGCAUAAAUAAUACGGGAGAUUGGAUAGCACUCGGAUGCUCUGGUGUUGGUCAAUUACUAGUCUGGGAAUGGCAAUGUGAACAAUAUGUAAUGAAACAACAAGGACACUCUUCAAAUAUGACUUGUUUGAGUUAUUCUCCAGAUUCUGAAUUUAUAGUCACUGGCGGACUAGAUGGAAAAUUAAAGCUUUGGAAUACAUCAACUGGAUUUUGUGUUGUUACUUUCAGUGAACACACAAGUGCAAUAACACAAGUUCAAUUCAGCAAGAAAUGUUUCAUCAGCUCAUCAUUGGAUGGUACUGUACGAGCAUUUGAUAUAACGAGAUAUCGCAAUUUUCGAACGUUUACCUCACCAUCGCGCCCUGUGCAGUUUUCUUGUGUCGCUGUAGACUCUUCUGGUGAAUUGGUUUGUGCUGGAGGCCAAGAUAUUUUUGAACUUUAUCUGUGGAGUAUGAAAAUGGGCAGAUUAUUGGAAGUGCUUAGUGGUCAUGAAGGACCUGUUGUUAGUAUAAGUUUUUCUCCAAGUCCUGGUUCAUCAUGUCUUGUAUCAUGUUCAUGGGAUGGAACGAUUCGUGUAUGGAACGCACUGGAAAGCAGUGCUCAAAAUGAACCGAUUAUACUUGGCUCUGAUGCGUUGUGUGUCACUUUUAGGCCUGAUGGAGAAGAAAUUGCAGUUGCAACAUUGGAUGGUCAGAUAACUAUGUUUCAUGUAAAAAGUGGUUCACAAACUCAUAGUAUAGAAGGAAGGAAUGAUUUAGGCUCUGGCCGAACAGAAACUGACCUAGUUACAGCUAAGCAGAGUUUGAAGGGAAAAGCUUUUACCUCCUUGUGUUAUUCCGCCGACGGAGAGUGCAUAUUGGCAGGAGGCCAAUCUAAAAAUGUUUGUAUAUAUAAUGUGCAGGAAGGAAUUUUAUUAAAGAAAUUCCAAAUAACACAAAAUAGAUCUUUUGAUGCGGUGGAUGAUUUUAUUAAUCGACGAAAAAUGACAGAAUUUGGUAAUAUUGCAUUAAUUGAAGAAAGAGAAAUAUCAGAAGGUGGAAAUGUAGCUAUAAAACUGCCUGGUGUGAAAAGUGGUGAUAUGGCCUCAAGAUCAGUGAAACCUGAGGUGCGAGUUUUAUGCUUACAAUUUUCACCUGCUGGUCAUUCCUGGGCUGCUUGUACGACUGAAGGGUUGUUGCUUUAUUCUCUAGAUAAUGCUUUUGUUUUUGAUCCAUUUUUAUUGGAUCUUGGAACAACCCCUGAUGCAGCAAGAAAUUGUCUUAAGGAACAACAAUAUUCCAUGGCAUUAAUUAUGGCAUUGAGACUUAAUGAACUUGCACUUAUACAUGAGAUAAUUGAACAAAUACCUUAUGCUGACAUUGAAAUCACUGCCAACUCGCUUCCUCAAGAAUAUGCCAAGCGUGCUUUGAAAUUCAUUUCCAAAACGCUUGAGGGAACAACACAUAUUCAAUUUUACCUGCGAUGGACAACGGCCUUUCUUGAAAUGUUAGGACCUCGUGACCGUGGAACUAUUUUGCCUGAGACAUUAGUUGCUUUAGAAAAAAGUUUGCUGAGAAAAUAUGAUGCACUUAGUAAAAUUUGUGAUUUUAAUAAAUACACUCUUCAAUGGGUCAAGAAAAUGGGUGAAUUGGAAGAAGCUAAACAAACCCAAGUGAUCAAUGAUGAUGAUUCAAAUGAAGAUGAGAUGGAUUAUUCCGAUCAUGAUGAUAGUGAAACAGAAAUUACUGAUCUUUUAUCUGUAAAAUUAUAA
Messenger RNA from Ctenocephalides felis (cat flea), 2913 nucleotides. RefSeq names its product periodic tryptophan protein 2 homolog. Gene Ontology annotation, cellular component: small-subunit processome; Pwp2p-containing subcomplex of 90S preribosome. The coding region runs from base 1 to 2913 and encodes 970 amino acids. NCBI's taxonomy places the organism in Eukaryota, Metazoa, Arthropoda, Insecta, Siphonaptera, Pulicidae. The record is from RefSeq and is a predicted model, not a curated record. Gene Ontology annotation, molecular function: protein binding. The transcript is spliced from 17 exons. Gene Ontology annotation, biological process: maturation of SSU-rRNA from tricistronic rRNA transcript (SSU-rRNA, 5.8S rRNA, LSU-rRNA); ribosomal small subunit assembly.